Perca flavescens (yellow perch) is the source of this 1874-nucleotide messenger RNA. RefSeq lists its product as uncharacterized. NCBI's taxonomy places the organism in Eukaryota, Metazoa, Chordata, Actinopteri, Perciformes, Percidae. The coding region runs from base 369 to 1874 and encodes 501 amino acids. The transcript has 6 exons. The record is from RefSeq and is a predicted model, not a curated record.
UAAUUUCAUAUUUAAGAUAGAAAAUUGUCCAACUGUGUUGUGAAAAGUAGAGUCGGGUAGCAUCCGCCGCUAGCAUCCGGGACAGCUAGUGGGGCUAGCAACUAGCUAGCUAUCCUACUCUGCUGCAUGGGGCUUCACCAGUAGUUUGCGGGCGGGACUCUGUUGGAUUAAUACCGUAACGUUAGUUUACAGUUGUGUAUCCAUGCAGUGUAUUGGUGUUGGCUUAGUGUUAGUUAUUUAUUAGCAUUAGCCCAUUAUCCCAACAAGCUGGGUCGCGGUUCUCUUCAGACUUCCCUUGGGCGCGCGCAUUUAUACACGAGUAUUGGUUCACAUGCCUGUCGGCGCGCUCACUUCAUGCGGUCACGGCCAUGAGUGAUGUGGAAGGAUACAACUCAUUUGGACUACCAAAGACCACCAUGGCUGGUUCAACACCUGCAAGACUGAAGAUGAUUUUAGGGGAGAACAACAUUGAAAAACUGACUCUUCCAAAUGGCAUCCCAGAGUCACUAGAUGACCUUCUCAGCACGAUAAAGACUACCUUUGGGUUAAAGGGUAACCUCAGACUGCAAUACAUGGACCGAGAUUUUGGCAACGACUUCUUCAAUCUGAGUUCUACCACUGAACUUCAGGAUUUGGGGACAAUCAAGGUGAUCCACCAGCAAACAAAUCCACCUUUGAUCAGUGACACUCAGUCCACUUCAUCUCUUUCUCUUUCAUUUGAGUCUGAUGACAGUGCUUCGUUGGCAUCAAAUGACACAAUUAUCCUCUCAUCCCCUGAGUCUGUGUCAUCGCGAACACAACAGUGGCCAGCGGAUUUUGCAAUUCCCCAAUUUUCCUAUGACACAGAGUUACAGCUAGAGAAGGGGAAUACUGAGUACCGUGUGAGCCAGAAAAUGUUGACUGUCAGCUCCCGAAUGCUGUCUGAUAUCCUGAAAAGAGUAGCAGAAGAAAUUUACCGUUACAAGGCCUACCCAGAGGAAGCACAUUUCUGCGCAGCUGCAGAGGCCCUAAUCAAAAAGCACCCGUGUUUAAAAGAACCUGGAUCAUUCAAUGGCAGCUACGGUUGGAAACAGCGACUGAAGUACAAAAUGGGAAACUACAGGACUCAGCUCAAAUUACAGGGGUGUCCAGAGCUGUGUGUAAACUCCCUGAAAUCUAAAGCUACUGCAGAUGCUUUGCCUGCUAAAAAAGUGAAGAAGCCAAAACGGUCUGAAGCCAACUUUUAUCCAUCCUUUCCUAUUGGUGAGACUUUGGACAGCCUGGAAAAAGUGAGACUAGAACUUCUGACAGAGAUCGGGAUAAGGAACAACGAAAGGGUCAUCGCAGACAAAAUGGCUAACACGUUUGCCUACAGACGACAUGAGGUGGUAAACCAAGAACCAAGCAUUCAGGAUUUCAAGGACAGAUGGCCUGCACUCUUCGCACAGAAGGAGGUUAAUACAGAAUUCCAGAGGCUCAUGGCUGUUCCUCUUGAAGACAAGUUCAUGGCCCAGUUAGACAUGCACUCAAGUCAGCUGAUCAAAGUCAUCCGUGCCAAAGGAGGAGCAACACGCCAAAAGACUGCGAACAUCAUGGACACAUUGGACCAGACUGUGGACAUUAAUCUUCGGAGGGAAUGUGUGCUGAAAGCCCUCGCUGUCUUCCUGGGAGAAGAUGCACAUGACCUGAUCAAGGAAUAUCUUGACUCUGGAGCAGAUGAUGCUCAGAGAGACCUGGAGCAGCUCACCAUGGCAGUGUUUGUGAUUCGGAAGGAGGGGGAAGGGCUGCAGGAGCCACCUGAAGAUAUUGGCAUCGUCAUUGAGGGCGUGGAAGUGUUGCAUGAACUGACUUCGGUUGCCUCAGCUUGUGCCCUUCUUCUAGGAUUGAUUUUUUGA